AUGACUGUGCUUCUGGCUUUUCGUUUCUGUAAAGUGAUGGCUGGACCUGUCAUUAAGGAGCUCUCUGAACCAUGUUCCUGGACUUUGAUGUCUUCUCACGGUGAGAACGAGACAGUUACACUCUCCGUUGAGUCCACUGACAGUCUCAUCAGUCAGGUCUGCCAGGCUCUUGGCUGUGGACACAUGCUCUCACGCAAGGAGAACAGAGCACCACCUAAUAGUACCUGUCUCACUGGCUGCUUCUACCAUAACCCUGAAAUAACCAAUUGUACUGAAGUGGUGGAGAGUACUUGUACAGUCCUGUCUCAUGUUCUCUGUGGAAACAAUGCGGUCCGCCUGGUUGGUGGCAGCCAUAGAUGUGCAGGUCGUGUGGAGCUGUGGAAAGCAGGGCAAUGGGGCACGGUGUGUGAUGAUGGUUGGGAGAAGCAGGAUGCUGACGUUGUAUGCGCCCAGCUGGGCUGUGGUUAUGCCUUGUCUGUGUCUGGACAGGGAGGGCCUUUUGGUCAAGGCAAAGGCCCUAUCUUCUUGGAUGAACUUAAUUGCACAGGCACAGAGAGAAACCUGUGGGAAUGCCCUGCCCUAGAAGAGGGUCAUGACUGUGGCCACAAAGAGGAUGCUGCAGUCGUGUGUUCAGAGUUCAAAGCUUUGAGACUAACAGGUGGUCUGGACCGCUGCUCUGGCAGAGUUGAGAUCCAUCGGAAUGGAACCUGGGGCACAAUUUGUGACUCCUCUUGGGCAAUACAAGAGGCGACCAUGGCAUGUACCAUGUUAAAAUGUGGGACACCAUCAAGGUUUACUGGUUUUCCAUCACACUUCCAUCACAACAAUGGAACACUCUGGUGGUACCUCUGUAAAAAGGAACACAAACACCUAUGGGAAUGUACUGAGUAUGCCAACCCAGCCUAUGCCUGCAUUGGCACUCAUGCAGCUGGACUAAUCUGCAAUGAGCUGUUUGUCCCGCCAGCGUAUACUGAACUGCAAAGCAACCUUCCUGCACAAGAAAAUAAUUACCAGGAAUCUGUCAAUAUCAUCAAAAUGACCAGUAACACUACUGAAUAUAACGGCGUAUCAAAUCCCCAAAGUUUCUGGACCCAGAGUAGUGUUGAAAGUACCACAUAUGACACAGACCAGGAGCAGAAUGAUUACUGUUCAGACCCAGCUCAGCCCCUGUCCACUUUCCGGAACUCUUUACGAUACAGUGCAGAAGGUCGAGUUCCCGUACUGAAAAACUCAAACCUGGACAGUGUGACUGAAGAGGGCAUGCUCCAUGUUCCUGAUGACUACCAGCAGAUCAGAAAGAUCCCAUCUGUCUCUCCAAGUGUUGACUCAUUUGACUCAUCUAGCACAUCCUCUGGAGAAUGUUAUGAGAACACAGGGACAAAUGCUGAUGAUCAAGCAGCGACUAAUGGGUAUAGCAGUGGAGAGGACUCUGAGCUGUACUCUCCAGUCAGCCCGGACCCUGUUCAGGACUCUCCCGAAAGUGACUAUGACGAUAUUGGAAACUACCAGCCGCUGUCUAGUGCCUGA
Messenger RNA from Chanos chanos (milkfish), 1527 nucleotides. RefSeq names its product scavenger receptor cysteine-rich type 1 protein M130-like. Lineage: Eukaryota; Metazoa; Chordata; Actinopteri; Gonorynchiformes; Chanidae. Gene Ontology annotation, cellular component: plasma membrane. Gene Ontology annotation, biological process: zymogen activation. The transcript has 10 exons. The record is from RefSeq and is a predicted model, not a curated record. Gene Ontology annotation, molecular function: serine-type endopeptidase activity. Bases 1 to 1527 code for a protein of 508 amino acids.